Messenger RNA from Brassica oleracea var. oleracea, 1617 nucleotides. Its product is annotated as MLO-like protein 7. The transcript is spliced from 14 exons. The record is from RefSeq and is a predicted model, not a curated record. Lineage: Eukaryota; Viridiplantae; Streptophyta; Magnoliopsida; Brassicales; Brassicaceae. Gene Ontology annotation, cellular component: membrane. Gene Ontology annotation, biological process: defense response. The coding region runs from base 1 to 1617 and encodes 538 amino acids.
AUGAUCACAACAAGCAAGAGUCAGAGAUAUUUGUUACGGUUUCUUGUGCUCCACGGUGGAGCUACGGCCGCCGCAGCUCCCUCCAGCGAGAAAACGCUCUCUCAGACACCCACUUGGGCCGUCGCGGUCGUCUGCACAUUUCUCAUAAUCAUUUCCCAUUUCCUUGAAAAGGGUCUUCAUAGACUCGGCAAUUGGUUAUGGAAAAAGCAGAAAAACUCUCUGCUCGAAGCCUUAGAGAAAAUCAAAGCUGAGCUGAUGAUUCUUGGAUUCAUUUCUUUAUUACUCACCUUUGGAGAAACAUACAUUCUCAAGAUCUGUGUUCCUUCGAAAGCUGCUCUCUCUAUGUUACCAUGUCCAUCUGAAAAGACGAACACUCUGGCUCCGUUUCUUAGCAAACAUCUUUUGGCUGCUGGUGAUUUGUCUGUGAAUUGCAAAAAUGGAUCUGAGCCACUAAUAACUUUGAAAGGCUUGCACCAACUUCACAUCUUGUUGUUCUUCUUGGCUAUUUUUCAUGUUCUUUAUAGUUUAAUAACCAUGAUGCUUAGUAGGCUUCAGAUUCGUGGAUGGAAAAAGUGGGAGCAAGAGACAUUAUCUCAUGAUUAUGAGUUUUCUGUUGAUCAAACAAGACUUAGGCUCACUCAUGAGACUUCUUUUGUGAAAUUGCAUACAAGUUUCUGGACAGCAAUUCCUUUCUUCUUUUACGUUGGGUGCUUCUUCAGGCAGUUCUUUGUAUCUGUGGGAAGAACAGAUUACUUGACCCUGCGCCACGGAUUCAUCUCUGCUCAUUUAGCUCCGGGAAUAAAGUUCAACUUCCAGAGAUAUAUCAAAAGAUCUCUUGAGGAUGAUUUCAAGUUAGUAGUUGGAAUAAGUCCAGUUCUUUGGGCAUCAUUUGUGAUAUUCUUGCUGUUUAAUGUUAAUGGAUGGAGAACAUUGUUUUGGGCAUCAAUACCUCCAGUGCUAAUAAUUUUAGCUGUUGGAACAAAGCUUCAAACGAUUUUGGCAACAAUGGCGCUAGAAAUCGUAGAGACACAUGUAGUAGUACAGGGGAUGCCUCUAGUGCAAGGUUCGGAUCGAUACUUUUGGUUGGAUUGCCCUCAACUGCUUCUUCAUCUUAUUCACUUUUCCUUGUUUCAGAAUGCUUUCCAGAUAACACACUUCUUCUGGAUAUGGUAUUCUUUUGGAUUAAAAUCAUGCUUCCAUAAGGAUUUCAACCUUGUAGUCAUAAAACUCUUUCUAUGCCUAGGGGCUUUGAUCUUAUGCAGCUACAUCACUCUCCCGUUGUACGCUCUGGUGACUCAGAUGGGUUCACACAUGAAGAAAGCAGCGUUUGAUGAACAAAUGGCAAAGGCAUUGAAGAAGUGGCACAAAAAUAUCAAAAUGAAGAAAGGAAAAGCAAAGAAGCUCCUUAGCAAAACACUUGGUGGUUCGGGGAGUUUCAGCAUCUCCCCCUCUUCCUCUGGAACCACUCUACAUCGUUCCAAAACCACUGGUCACUCUUCUAACGCCAUAUACUACAAACACGAAGAAGAACACGAAGAAAUAUCUGAUCUUGAAGCUGGUGCUGAGGAUGCUACUGAAAGGUUUCAAGAACAGCAUAAGCCAUUCCACCAUUCUUAG